GCCGGAGGGGGGCGGGGCUUGCGGUCCAGGUCGGAGAAAGUGCCACGCGACUGAGGCUCAGCUGCUCGCGGACCUGAAGCAGUCAUGGACGACCCUCAAACUCUCGGCUUCCUGGUCUUCGGAGGCUUCAUGGUCGUCUCGGCCGUGGCCAUCGUCCUCGUCUCCACGCUGUCCAUGAAGGAGACGUCGUACGAGGAGGCGCUCGCCAAGCAGCGGCGCCGGCUAGACCACGCGCCGAUGUCCAGAGCAGACAAGAAGAAGAAGGACAAGACGGCAGAGAAGAAGAACAAAGCCAAGAAGAAGGAGGAGCGGCAGACCGCCGAGCCCGGCAGCGACGGAGGAGAGGAACCGGUGGUGGUGACCUGCACCGAGCCCGAAUCUGACCCUGAACCUGCCCCAGAGCCUGAACCUGCACCUGAAUCGGCACCUGAACCAGCACCUGAACUUGCCGCAGAGCCUGAACCAGCACCUGAACCAGCACCUGAACCAGCACCUGAACCCACCGCCGCCGAGCCUCCUGCAGCCGCCUCACCCAAGGGGAAGAAGAAGAAGAAGUCGGCCAAGGUGGAGCCAGCUGCCGUCAUGGCUGCUAAGGAGGUUCUGGUCAUGGCCGUUGCCCCGGUAAUGGACGUCGCCCCGGUGAUGGAUGUUGCCCCGGUGAUGGACAUUGCCCCGGUGAUGGACGUCACCGAACAACCGACCACCGCCAAAACUGAAGAACCCAAAGAAACCUCGACCAAGAAGAAGAAACCCAAAAACAAACCUGAGACAGGCGACACCUGGCAGCUGGCUUGUCAGAAAGGAGACCCGCUGUCCUCUCUGAAGAAGCAGCUGGACGACAAAGACAAGCAGCUGACGGCUCAGCAGGACGACGCCGCCGCCGCCAAGACUCGCCUCCGAGAGCUCAGCAAGGAACUCGGUGCUGAGAAAUCCAAGCUGGCGUCUGUGGAGUCCCGUCUGAAGGCGGAGCUCGGCGCUCGCGGUCAGGAGGUCAACACCUUGCGGGCCGACAUGAAGACCGCCGACAAGGAACACCAGAAACAAACCCAGCAGCUCAACAAGAAGAUCGAGGGUCUUCAGGAGCAGCUGGAGAACGGACCGAACGCCCAGCUGGCUCGCCUGCAGCAGGAGAACUCGAUCCUGCGCGAUGCCUUGAACCAGGCGACCAGCCAGGCGGAGAGCAGGCAGAACGCCGAGCUGGCCCGUCUGCAGCAGGACUGUGUCCGUCUGGGUCGGGAACUGACGGAGCGCUCCGACGCUCAGCGGACCGACGAGGAACGCCGGACCGGUCUGGAGGCCAAGAUGGCCGAUGCUGAGAAGGAGCUGGCCAGGGUCCAGCUAGUCCACACCGACACCGAGCGCGCUCUGCAGCAGCAGCUACAGGAAGUGAGUCUGGAGCUGAAAGCGUCGCAGCAGGAAGUCGCAGCUGUUAGCGAGCUGCAGGGGGCGCUGGCAUCCAGAGACACCGAGCUGCAGGAGCUGAAGGCUCAGCUGGAGAGCCAGGCAGCCGUCCAGGUGGAGAACUCGUCUGAAGCCGAGCAGCUGAAGAACGACGUGCGAAGCAGAGACGAACAGGUCAGCGCUCUGGAGGCGGAGCUUAGCCAGCUGAGGGCGGAGCUACAGCUGAUGACAUCACAGCAACAGAAACUGGAGGAAGCUGGCGACACAGCAGCAGGUGAUCAGACGCAGAAAGACGGUUCAGGAAGUGAGACGGAGUCCGAGCAGCCGUUUGAAAGUCUGGAGGAAGACUCUCAGCUGCUGCGUCUGGAGGAAGAACUGCAGCAGCUCAGAGAGGAGCUGCAACAGGCCCGUAACCACGGCAACCAGCUGCAGGAGAAGGAAGAGCAGCGAGAGGCGGAGCUGAAAGCAGCGCUGACUGAAGCUGAGUCCAGAUGUGCGUCUCUGCGUUCGGACUUCCAAGCGUCGCUGCAGGUUCUGUUUCCAGACGUCUCUGUGGAGGCGGAGCAGAGCGACUGGUUGGACGUUUUCACCCAGAAAGUUCAGGAGAGUAAAAUCGAAGAGGAGAGAUCUCACAUUGAGCUGCAGGCGAGGCUGAAGGAGGCCGAGGACAAACGGGAGGAGUUGGACCAGAGCAGGAAGCUACUGCAGGAGACGGAGGCGGAGCUUCAGGCGCUAAAACAACGUUCAGAAGAAGAAGAAAACGUCUGGAAGAACAAACUGAGCGACGCCGAGGACGAGAAGCAGAAGGUUCUGGAUCAGCUGAAGCAGCAGGACGACGAGUCAAAGAACACAGAGACAGAAAGCACACAGCAGCUGAAGGAUCAGCUGAUGCUGAUGGAGGCUCAGCUGGAGAAACAGCUGGAGGAGGCGAGCAUCAGCCAGAGCUGCAGCGAGGAGCUCGCCCAGGUGCGUUCUCAGCUGCAGCAGGUGAGCGUGCGGCUGCAGGCGGAGCAGAAUCAGAGACAACAGCUGGAAGAAGAGCUGCAGCAGGUUCGACAGGAAAUAGUGGCGCUGCAGCAGGCGGAUGCUGAUCAGACGUCAGCUGAUCAGACGUCAGUUGAUCAGACGUCAGCUGAUCAGACGUCAGCUGAUCCGUUGAAGGAAGUGACGGUGGAGCUGAAGGAGGAGACGUCAGUGUGAGCAGACGUCCGGAGACGCCGCCGAGUGCUCGCUUCGUCACCGUUUUGUUGCCAUGGUUACAGAGCCGAUGACAUCACACAGAUUCAGUUACUGAGACAGUCAGAGCUGUUUACGGACAAACUGUGAACAUACGUGUUUAACGUGUAGAAACAUGAUGAGGUCAUCACAUGACAGCAGACAUCAGUUCUGCUGCGACGCUUCAGGAACAAUAAAGUUUGAUUCAAAUGA
Scomber scombrus (Atlantic mackerel) is the source of this 2829-nucleotide messenger RNA. RefSeq names its product ribosome binding protein 1b (gene rrbp1b). The transcript has 23 exons. The coding region runs from base 85 to 2601 and encodes 838 amino acids. Lineage: Eukaryota; Metazoa; Chordata; Actinopteri; Scombriformes; Scombridae. Gene Ontology annotation, biological process: protein transport. Gene Ontology annotation, cellular component: endoplasmic reticulum membrane. The record is from RefSeq and is a predicted model, not a curated record.